Messenger RNA from Archocentrus centrarchus (flier cichlid), 4204 nucleotides. It is a transcript of the gene smarcad1a, whose product is annotated as SNF2 related chromatin remodeling ATPase with DExD box 1a. Gene Ontology annotation, molecular function: ATP binding; ubiquitin binding. The coding region runs from base 365 to 3568 and encodes 1067 amino acids. The transcript has 23 exons. NCBI's taxonomy places the organism in Eukaryota, Metazoa, Chordata, Actinopteri, Cichliformes, Cichlidae. The record is from RefSeq and is a predicted model, not a curated record.
GUAUUAUCUUAGUGCUGAGUUUCCACCCACUUCCUCCUCUUACCAAUGAGCAGUGCCGGCUUGGAUUCCUCCAGGGCCGAGGGAGUUCGCGGGAAACCGGUUAUAGUCGGGAUGCAGCAUACAUAACUGGGGAGUAGAACGGCUGCCUUUGUUAAAAACUCCGUGUGCUAUUACCGAUCAAUUUAAAGCGAAUGCGCUUAAAAACGGAGCAGUGACAGCUUUGUUUGCCCUUAUGCUAAUAUCUGACGCUAGUUAGCGGGUUGUCACAUCGUGCUUCACACGACUGGACGGGAAAAAAAAUAAUACGACUGAAUAGGAAGAGACAAAGAGGUGCCGCUGUCAGGCACGGAAAGGACUAGUUAAAAUGAGUGUGUUCAAUUUAGACCGGUUCCGUUUUGAGCGGAACCCAGUCAACAAGGACCGGGAUAACGGGUCCAAAAGUCCAGAGUCUGAAAAGGAGAACAAGCCAGGUAACCAGCAAGCUACACCCCAGAUGAAGCCUGUCAAAACUCCACCAAAAUCCCACGCCCGAGGAGUUGUUUUUGAGGAAGUCUUUACUGUUGAUUUAGACGAGGACGAAGUCAUUUCUGAACCAAAGACCAAGAUAUCAUUAACACCAAAUUCCAACAAUCCUGUAGAGAAGGUAUCCCAAACUAUAGUGUUGGAUGAUACAGACGAUGAAGACAAUGAAUUGGAUGACAAAACGAACAGACUACUGGAUAUGUUUCCUCAGUUGACAAGAGUGGAUGCACUGGAGAUUGUUCAGAGUACAAGCACACUGGAUGGAGCUGUAGCUACCUGCCUUUUAAAAUACGGAGAUAAAGAAGCCUCAAGUCAAAGCAGGAAAAGAAAGCAGGAUGGAAGCAGCAGUUCAAAAGACAGUGGUGAGAUUCAACCUAGCAAGAAGAUAAAACCAUCAGUGGUCUCUGAAGGGGAAGAAGAUGAAGGCAAAGAACCCAGCUGGGAGAAGCAGGAAGCAAUGGUCAGAAGACUGCAGAAGAAAUUUCCUGACCAGGACAAGGAGGAGCUGCGGAUGGUGCUGCAGGAACAUGACUGGAAUGUUGAAGAUGCUCUGCAGGUCCUACAGAUGUUCUCAGACACAGAUAAUGCAAGUUUCAGCUCACAUGAGUCAGAAGGAAAGAAAUCUGACAAAUCAAAGAAAAAAGACAAGUCAAACAGAGAGCUGGACCACCAAGAAGAUCAGGAAAAUGGUAAAAAGAGGAGCGACUAUAAGGACUUUAAAGCCCAUGUCAGUGAAACAGAAGAGGACAGUACAGAUGAUACAGAUGUUACAGAGGACAGUGAAGAUUAUUCUGACUCAGAAGGCAACAAAGACUCCAAAAACAGAAGUAGAAAUCUCACUUUGUCUUCAUGGAUUGUAAAAAAAUCUGAUUCAGUGGCUUCAUCAUCUUCUGCCAGCACAACUACUACCUCUUCCUCCCUGAAGCCAUCCUCUUCAUCUGUUGCCCAGACUUUGUCCAGAUUUGCCAGUGGGACCAGCAUAGCUAAGAAGCAGGCAGCAGAAAGAAAGAGGCAGGCACGUGCCUCAGAUGAACAUGUCAGCUCUGAGGGGGAAAAUGACUAUGAAGAUGCAGUAAGCAGUGAGUUUGAGGACUCAGAUGAUGAGCUGGACUCAAAAGUAGGCAUGACGGAACUGAAAAAGGAGAUCCUUGCAUUCUUUCAGAAUGCCUCUUUGGAUGAACUGUCACUGAUUUCUGGGUGCUCCAUUAAAAAAGCACAGAAAAUUGUGGAACUGAGACCCUUUGACAGCUGGCAAAGCUUGAUUGAAGUCCUCCAUAAGGACAAUGGACUUUCAGAAGAUUUACUGCCAGGCUGCAGAGUCGUCCUCAAAUUGAGGAAGGUUGUCCUGGGGCUGAUGUCCAAAUGUCAGACAAUUUCAUCAAAAAUGGUCAAACAAGUCACUGAAGUGAUGGAGAAAGGCACAGGGGCCGUGAAACAGCCCAGUGUACUUAACAGCCAGUUCCAGCUGAAACCCUAUCAGCUAAUUGGGCUGAAGUGGCUGCUGCUUCUUCAUGAACACAAAUUGAGUGGUAUCCUCGCAGAUGAAAUGGGUUUAGGGAAGACCAUCCAGGCUAUAGCAUUUCUAGCUCAGUUGUACCAGAAUGGAAUUGAAGGGCCUCACCUCAUCACUGUGCCUGCUUCUACACUGGAUAAUUGGGUCAGGGAGAUGAAACUCUGGUGUCCGGACCUCAAAGUUCUUGUCUACUAUGGGUCUAUAGAAGACCGUCGCUACCUCAGACACGACAUCCUCAAUGGAGAUGUUGACUUCAAUGUCAUUGUGACCACAUAUAACUUGGCCAUAGGAAACGACAGCGACCGCAGCCUGUUUCGUAAGCUGCAGCUAAAGUAUGCUGUGUUUGAUGAAGGCCACAUGCUGAAGAACAUGAACACUUUGCGUUAUCGGCACCUCAUGGCUAUUAAUGCAGAGCAUCGCUUGCUGCUGACAGGAACUCCAUUACAGAACAACCUCUUAGAGCUGAUGUCUCUUCUGAACUUCAUCAUGCCAUCUUUGUUCUCCAGCUCCACUAGCCAGCUCUCAAAAAUGUUUUCUAUGAAAUCCCACGAAGAGCAGAGUCGUUUUGAGAGGGAUCGUAUUUCUCAGGCCAAACUCAUCAUGAAACCUUUUAUCCUCCGGAGGAUCAAGAGCGAGGUCCUCCAGCAGCUUCCAGGAAAGGAAGAGAAGGUGGAGUUCUGCUCAAUGAGUGAGAAACAGCAGGCUCUGUAUCAGAACCUUUUUCAGAAACUCAGAUCUUCCACCAAUGGCGAAAAGCGUGAGUUGUGUAAUGUGAUGAUGCAGUUGAGGAAGAUGGCCAACCACCCUCUCCUUCAUAGACAGUACUACACCACUGAAAAACUCAAAGCCAUGAGCAAACUUAUGCUCAAGGAGCCAACACACUUUGAUGCAGAUCCUGCUCUGAUACAGGAGGACAUGGAGGUGAUGUCAGAUUUCGAGCUGCAUUGUCUGUGCCAGCAGUAUUCCUCCAUCAGCUCCUACCAGCUUGAAAAUGAUCUCCUCCUUGACUCUGGAAAAUUCCACCACCUUACAAAACUGCUGGCUUCACUUAAAGAUAAGGGAGACCGAGUUGUAUUAUUCAGUCAGUUCACCAUGAUGCUAGACAUUGUAGAAGUGCUGCUGAAACAUCUUAAGCAUCGUUACAUCAGACUGGAUGGAUCCACACCCAUAGCCGACAGGAUCGUGUUGAUUGAUGAGUUCAACACAGACCCUGACAUAUUUGUGUUCCUGCUGUCAACCCGUGCUGGCGGCCUCGGCAUAAACCUGACCUCAGCUAAUGUUGUCAUCCUGCAUGACAUCGAUUGCAACCCCUACAAUGACAAACAGGCAGAGGACAGAUGUCACCGUGUGGGCCAGACCAGAACUGUACAGGUGAUUAAGCUGAUCAGUAAGGACAGCAUAGAGGACUGCAUCCUGCAACUGGGCCACAAGAAACUAAAGCUGGAGCAAGACAUGACCUCAGCUGCACAGAGUGGCGAGGGGACCAUACCUGAAGACAUGGCAUCUUUGAUAAAAGCCUCACUGGGACUGUGAUGCACAAACAUGUGACACUUGAAACUGUACAAAUGCAUUUUUAUGGAGCCUCGUGGGAUUUUGAGAAGACUUUGAGUAUUCUGACUGAACAAACACCGUUGUGUCUGUACUUGAGAACUGCUGUAAACCAUAUACUGCCAUCCAAAAAUUGAAAUCUGAGAAUUCAGAUUUACAGUGUGGCAUGGCAGCUGUGCCUAAAACACAGUUUUUACAUACGCACAGUUUUUUCUCUCACUUUGACUACAAGACCAGUAUAAACAACAAUUUAGCCUUCUAAAUAUUAUGCACUCCAUAUUUUGUAAGCGUUCCAAGCAGUGAAAACAUGAAAGAGUGUGGUCUUUAAAACUUCAGUACUAAAGGGUGCUUAGAGUGCAAAUCAGACUUUAGUUGAUGGAAUUAAAGAGUCAUUUAAGUUUAAAUGCAUGCAGUGUUGCACUGCUCACAUUCAGAUAAAAGUAAUAUACUGAAAAGGAAAACGAUGCUUACUUGCCAAAUUUUUAUUGGAAUAUUCCAAAAUCUAAUACUUACCAGAAAAAGGUUCAAGCAUGUAGAACGAUGGAUAUAUUUUUACCUGUCAUUCCAUACAAUGUUACAUGUUUGUGUGUUUAAAAAAAAAAAAAAAAUUCCAGUUUAAAU